CGCACUCGCGGCGUGCCCGAGACCAAAGUGCUGAUCCGUCUGAACCUGCGGCAAUGGCGUGCCCCGCGGCUGUCCGGUUGUCUGCAUCAUUCCACUUCGUCUGGUUCAUAGCUGUUCACACCGGUCACUGUUCACUGCUCAGUUUCCGUCACGCCACUCGUGCGAACGUUUUUAUCGUUUUUGUAACAGGUAUGACGGCAAGUAAAUUGUGACCUGUGCGCGCGGUCGUUGUAGUGCCCGUUCUAUAUACGAUAUAAUAACGAAAUAUUAUAGUCAUCGCAGUAUUAUUACAAUUAUUAAAUCGAAACGCUUUUCUCGUCGCUGACAACACCGCGUGCCUACCCGACGUAUUAUAAUAUUGUCCACGGUAAUCGGUUUGGUUUCAGUUUUUAGUUUUUAGUCAUUUUAUAUAUAGUUACGGCGUAUUCUAUGAAAACGGCGCGCUAUUUCAUUCCGUAGUUUUUAUCGGCACUCACCUUCAAACCUCUAAACUAACUAUACACGUCAUCGUAUAGAAAUAAACUCGGCCGGCCACGUCUUGCUCGAGUCCAUCACGAUGGCCGUGCUGGCUGGAGCCCGCGACAACGUGGUGUCCAUAUCGGCGGCCGAGUCGAUGAAAAUGUUGGCUUUCUCCGUGGUUUGGGGCUCGUGGAUCGUCGUCAAGAACGCGGCCGUCCGGGCGGUCAGCCCUCUCUGGUCGAACGGCGGUGGCCACGGGGACGACGCCGAUGGCGACGACAGAGAGGCCGGCGCCGAGGUCACUGACAAAGACGCCGUCGCCACUACUACCACCGUCGCCAUUUCCGGUGGCAAGGCUUCCCGUCGGACGCCCAGGGACCGUCCGCCGCCGUGUCUGUCCACCACGGAUUACGGUACCCACUCGUACGUCAAAGUCAAGGGUGUUAAAUUUCAUUACGUUGAAUGUGGUGACCCCAAAGGUACGAUUGUUCUUUUGCUACAUGGAUUUCCUUCAUGUUGGAUUAGUUGGCAUCAUCAAAUUCCCACCUUGUCGAAACAUUUUCGAGUGAUUGCUGUAGACCUUAAAGGUUUUGGUGACUCUGAUAAACCUUCAGCACGCAAAAGUUAUCGAGUUGAAAGUCUGGUCAACGAGCUGGCCGUGUUUUUGUCAAUGCUAGGAGUGGAUGACCUUAAUAAAUGCCACGUGAUCGGUCACGAUUUAGGCGCUCUAUUGGGCUGGUAUCUGGUACAUCUGUGGCCCAACUGUGUGUCAAAAUUUGUAGCCAUUUCAUGUCCACAUCCUAAUGUUCACUGGGAGUACUUACCUCCUUCAAGUUUCUUUAACAAAAAUUGGAUUUGCUUCAGUCAACUUCCUUAUUUACCAGAAAUGGACGCUUUGCAAAGUGAUCUAAAAAUAAUCAACCAGUGUUAUCAACACCUAUCUAAGAACAAGCAAAGCGAUGACUCAUCUUACAUCGACGCAUAUAAAUAUACGUUUUCAAGAACAGAGGAUUGGACGGGUGCUAUAAAUUAUUUUAGAAACUUACCAUUCUACAGAAUUGAGCCUCGAAGUAAUACUGACUCUUUAAAUAAAGAAGAAGACAUGCUUCAAGUUCCGUGUUUACUCAUCACUGGUAGCAAAGAUGCAAGCGUGCAAAUGGAGAGUUUUAUCAAAUCCACAGAGUUUCUAAAAUCAUCUACUCUAAGAAUAAUUGAUAAUGCCUCUCACUUUCCCCAUCAAGAGCAACCCAAAGUAGUCAAUGAUCUAUUGACAUCAUAUUUAGUUUGUGCAAAAGCAGUUCAAAAAGAGCUUUCACCGCAGUACUCUGGUGGUAUAGUUGGACGAAUGAAAGAUAUCGUUUCGUCUACCGUCCAGUAUGGAAAUACGUUGAAAGAUUCAGUGCAGAAGAGAAACAUUUUACCAAUUAAAGCCAUGACGCGGACGUCAUCAUGGCAGAACUAAUCUUUUGCCAUUUGAAAACAAUAAUGUUCUUUUUUAUGUAAAUAUAUUUAUUGUAUCAACAUCGUACUAACAACAAUAAAAGAAAUUUUACUAUCUAUAAUAUUUAUUAUACCUACCUUUAAUUGUUUACAAAUAAAAUAAUUUUAAAUAGUAUGUUGCAGUGCACAACUUACUGUUCAUGCGUAUUAUGUAUUUAUUUAUACGUUAUGAUGGGUGAUAAAAUCGUUCACAUCACGUGUGUACCUAGGAACUUAAUUAGUCUUAUCUACAGUGUUAUUACACAGAACAAACAGAAGGGAAUCUUAAGGCUCAUCGAAAAACCGUCCGACAUUUCUGAAUUUUAAACGUGCUGCCACAUACCGAGAAAUUCCUUUUUUUUUAAGUUUUCUGUGGUUUGUGGCUACGCUGUUAGUCGGCAAUUCCACUCAUAACAACAACAACACAUGUCCAACCAUAGAUAACAUAGAUUAUAAAUCGAUUUGAUUCACGAUUAUAG
Molecule: messenger RNA, 2417 nt
Organism: Myzus persicae (green peach aphid)
Lineage: Eukaryota; Metazoa; Arthropoda; Insecta; Hemiptera; Aphididae
Product: epoxide hydrolase 4-like
Exons: 6
Coding region: 557-1921 (454 amino acids)
Molecular function (GO): hydrolase activity
Source: RefSeq, a predicted model, not a curated record